This is a messenger RNA of Condylura cristata (star-nosed mole), 5788 nucleotides long. RefSeq names its product neuropilin 1 (gene NRP1). Gene Ontology annotation, biological process: vascular endothelial growth factor signaling pathway; axon guidance; angiogenesis. Gene Ontology annotation, molecular function: vascular endothelial growth factor receptor activity; semaphorin receptor activity. Lineage: Eukaryota; Metazoa; Chordata; Mammalia; Eulipotyphla; Talpidae. The record is from RefSeq and is a predicted model, not a curated record. The transcript is spliced from 17 exons. Bases 327 to 3083 code for a protein of 918 amino acids. Gene Ontology annotation, cellular component: membrane.
CCACCCCCCUCUCCCCCAGCUCCUUUUUGAGACAUGGCCCGGGCAGUGGCUCCUGGAAGAGGAACAAGUGUGGGAAAAGAGAGAGGAAACCGGAGCUAAAUGACAGGAUGCAGGCGGCUUGAGACACAAAAAGAGAAGCGUUCCUCUCGAAUCAAGGCAUUGCCUCUCGGCUUUCCUUUCCCGGAGACCGCCUGAGGAUUUUACACGCUCUGCGCUGAGUUGAAGCUCCUCGGAUUGUUUAGAUUCCGCACCCCAACCCCCUUGCUCUGUUUCCCCCCUUGCGUUCUCGUUCUCCCGCGUCUGCCUGGGGAACCCGCGAAAGGAGAAUGGAGAGGGGGCUGCGGCUCCUCUGCGCCGCUCUCGCCCUCGCCCUCGCCCUCGCCCUGGCCGGCGCUUCUCGCAACGAUAAAUGUGGCGAUACCAUAAAAAUUGAAAACCCGGGGUACCUAACAUCCCCUGGUUAUCCUAACUCUUAUCACCCAAGUGAAAAAUGUGAAUGGCUGAUUCAGGCUCCUGAACCAUACCAGAGAAUUAUGAUCAACUUCAACCCUCACUUUGAUUUGGAGGACAGAGACUGCAAAUAUGACUACGUGGAAGUCAUCGAUGGAGAGAAUGAUAAAGGACAUGUGUGGGGAAAGUUCUGUGGAAAGAUUGCUCCUUCUCCUGUAGUGUCUUCUGGGCCAUUUCUUUUUAUCAGAUUUGUCUCUGACUAUGAGACACAUGGUGCAGGAUUUUCCAUACGUUAUGAAAUUUUCAAGAGAGGUCCUGAAUGUUCCCAGAAUUACACGACACCUACUGGGGUAAUAAAGUCCCCUGGAUUCCCAGAAAAAUAUCCCAACAGCCUUGAGUGCACUUAUAUUAUCUUUGCUCCGAAGAUGUCAGAGAUUAUCCUGGAAUUCGAAAGCUUUGACCUGGAGACUGACUCAAACCCUCCAGGGGGGAUGCUCUGUCGGUAUGACCGACUGGAAAUCUGGGAUGGAUUCCCUGAUGUUGGCCCUCACAUUGGGCGUUACUGUGGACAGAAAACACCAGGUCGAAUCCGUUCCUCAUCGGGCAUUCUAUCCAUGUUUUUUUAUACUGACAGUGCAGUAGCAAAAGAAGGCUUCUCAGCAAACUACAGUGUGUUGCAGGGCAGUGUCUCAGAAGAUUUCAAGUGUAUGGAAGCUCUGGGCAUGGAAUCAGGAGAAAUCCAUUCUGACCAAAUCACAGUGUCUUCCCAGUAUAGCACCAACUGGUCAGCAGAGCGCUCCCGUCUGAACUACCCUGAGAAUGGGUGGACUCCCGGAGAAGAUUCCUACAGAGAGUGGAUACAGGUAGACUUGGGCCUUCUGCGCUUUGUCACUGCUGUUGGGACACAGGGAGCCAUUUCAAAGGAAACCAAGAAGAAAUACUAUGUCAAGACUUACCGAAUAGAAAUUAGCUCCAAUGGGGAAGACUGGAUCACCAUAAAAGAAGGAAAUAAGCCUGUUAUCUUUCAAGGAAACACCAACCCCACUGAUAUUGUAUUUGGCGUUUUCAACAAACCAAUGAUAACUCGUUUUGUCCGAAUCAAACCUGUGACUUGGGAAACUGGUAUAUCUAUGAGGUUUGAAGUCUAUGGCUGCAAGAUAACAGACUAUCCUUGCUCUGGAAUGUUGGGGAUGGUGUCUGGGCUUAUUUCUGACUCCCAGAUCACAGCAUCAAACCAAGGAGAGAGAAACUGGAUGCCUGAAAAUAUCCGCCUGGUGACCAGUCGGUCUGGCUGGGUCCUGCCCCCCGCGCCUCACCCAUAUAUAAAUGAGUGGCUGCAGGUAGACCUAGGAGAGGAGAAGAUCGUGAGGGGCAUCAUCAUUCAGGGCGGGAAGCACAGAGAAAACAAAGUGUUCAUGCGGAAGUUCAAGAUCGGGCAUAGCAACAAUGGCUCAGACUGGAAAAUGAUCAUGGAUGACAGCAAGCGGAAGCCCAAGUCAUUUGAAGGCAAUAACAACUAUGACACACCUGAGCUACGGACUUUUCCACCUCUUUCCACACGAUUCAUCAGGAUCUACCCUGAGAGAGCUACUCACGGUGGACUCGGGCUCAGGAUGGAGCUUCUGGGCUGUGAAGUGGAAGCACCUACUGCUGGACCAACUACUCCUAAUGGAAACCCCGUGGAUGAAUGUGAUGAUGACCAGGCCAACUGCCACAGUGGAACAGGUGGUACCACCAUGCUGGCCACAGAAAAGCCAACCAUCAUCGACAGCACAAUACAGUCAGAGUUUCCAACAUAUGGUUUUAACUGUGAAUUUGGCUGGGGUUCUCACAAGACCUUCUGUCACUGGGAACAUGACAACCAUGUGCAACUCAAGUGGAGUGUGUUGACCAGCAAAACAGGACCAAUCCAGGAUCAUACAGGAGAUGGCAACUUCAUCUAUUCCCAAGCAGACGAAAACCAGAAGGGCAAAGUGGCACGCCUAGUGAGCCCUGUGGUUUAUUCCCAGAAUUCUGCCCACUGCAUGACCUUCUGGUAUCACAUGUCCGGUUCUCAUGUGGGCACACUGAGGGUUAAACUGCGUUACCAGAAGCCAGAGGAGUACGAUCAGUUGGUAUGGAUGGCCAUCGGACACCAAGGAGACCACUGGAAAGAAGGGCGUGUCCUGCUCCACAAAUCCUUGAAACUUUAUCAGGUGAUUUUUGAAGGUGAAAUCGGAAAAGGAAACCUUGGUGGAAUUGCAGUAGAUGACAUUAGUAUUAAUAACCACAUUUCACAAGAGGAGUGUGCAAAACCAGGAGACCAUGAUAAAAUGAAGCCGGAAAAUAAAAUUGCUGAAACAGGGAGCACUCCAGGGUAUGAGGGUGCAGGAGACGGUGACGAGAACAUCUCCAGGAAGCCCGGCAACGUGCUGAAGACCUUGGAUCCCAUACUCAUUACCAUCAUUGCCAUGAGCGCGCUGGGGGUCCUCUUGGGUGCUGUCUGUGGGGUCGUGCUGUACUGUGCCUGUUGGCACAACGGUAUGUCUGAAAGAAACUUAUCUGCCCUGGAGAACUAUAACUUUGAACUCGUGGAUGGUGUGAAGUUGAAAAAGGACAAACUGAAUACACAGAGUACUUAUUCGGAGGCGUGAGGCAGACAGGUGAAGCGACCAGUCGGAAGGCUGAUGCAGAAGGACCUAAGUUGAAUGAGCGUGCUGGGAAACUGUUGAUCUUUCACUGUACAGGCUGGAAGUGCGUUGAUGACGCUGAGCCAGGCUUUUCUCAGGAGCUUCGAUGAGUAUGGCCGACAGAGACAUGAACAAAUUAGCUGUGUUAACGAUCGGAAUCAUGUACAGUCAGCUUUUAUCUGUUGGUUUAAUUUGAAUAAUCAAAUGCUGGUGUUGAGACCAAGUAUGAUUGACUGAAUAAUUCGUUUCAAAUUUCCAAUCCCUUUCUCUCUCCUCUCCUUUUAUGGAUACUUUUUGGAAACUGCAAAAUCCAAGAUGCUGGCACCAUGUGUAUUCAGUGGGGCCCUUUUGAUGGACAUGCUACCUGUAACCCAGUGCCCAGAAUAUAUUAGAAUAAGCGCAUUUCAGUGGACUCCUGAAGCUGUAUGUGUGUAUAACUGCCCUGUCUUACAUUGGCAAAGAGGGAUUAGGAUGUUUUAUUUUAAAGUACUGUAUACUCAGUACCAGUUUAGUGUGUCAGCUCUGUUUACAAAGCAAUACCGUCAAAUUUUCUUGAUGUUUUCCAGUGUUGUACUAAACCUCGUGCUUGUGAACUCCAUACAGAAAACUGUGCCAUCACCGAACACUGCUGGCAACUGGGUGUGCUGCCGCCGACCGCAAGAAAACUCCUUGGCACUGGCUACUCUAUGUCCUCUCAAGUGCCUUUUUGUUUGUACUGGUUCUCAUUGUGUUACAUUAACAACCCGCUCUGUUUCUUGCUGGUGAACGCCCUACUCUUUAAUCAAACCCUGGUGGCCCACUGACUAAGAGGAAAGUAUAUUUUAGUGUGAGACGUCAGCCCCAGGGAAGGCAAGGGCUCUGAAGAUUUGCAAUGUGGCUUAAUUGUUCUGCUUUUUCUGUAGUUCAAUUUCAUGUCUCUUGACCCUUUUGUAUAAAGCUGCAAUAUUCUCUCUUAUUGUUCUUUCAUAUGGAAUGUAUUUUCAAAUGUAAACUCUUUCUCUCCUAGGCUGUCUUUUUCCUCUCUUAGGAUUUAAGCAUUUGCCAUUGUCCAGAAAAGAAACUCGCAGCUUUAACCUGCUGGUCAUGGCAAACAAUUUUACUAGACUUUAUGUUUAAAAAUAAAUAAAUAAGGGAAAUUCCUAACUUUGCCCUCCAAAGUCUAACUUUGGUUUUCUUGUUAACUGGUUAAAGUGACAGUAUCCUUUUUCCUUCAAUCAUUUGUAUGUCUAUUACAGUCAAAAUCAUCUUUGAUAGAAAUGUUUGCAUUUAACAGACACAGUGAUAAGUUGAGGGAAGAAAUGCUACUAAUUGGCUUUCAAGUGAGACCCAAAAUAAUCUAAAAAAUUCUCCAAAUACCCCAAACCAUGAAAUUUUUGCUUACCAAUAUGCAAAAUGAGAACCUUCACGUUUGGGGGUUGAGUCACACAAAAGAAGUAGCAGAAAGAAGUUUAUCUAAGAAAUAGCAUAAAUCCUGGUGCCAGGAGGUGAAGUGUUUUAAGAUAAGGGGGUUGGAUGGGGCUAGUAAAAGUCAAAACAAAUAUUCAAAAAAUCUAUUCAGCAGCAGCCCUGGAAAAUAACAGAUAUUUGGAUGAGUGUUUCUAGAAACUUCUAAUGAUUCACAAAGAAAACAAAACUGCCGUGGGGCUGGCAAGACCUAAGCCUCUAAAAACACAGGGAAGUAACUCUAUGAGCAGGCAGCUUGUGAAUUAACCCAAAGAAACGAUGGUUGUUUUUCUGCGUAUUUGUGCCAUGUCAUGUUGGACAUAAGAAUUUUUAGAUCUUCCACCCUUCCUGCUCUGUGAGAGGUCUCAGUCAGAUCCAUUUGUGGGAGUCACAUUUGCAUCACGGACUGGACAGUCCAUUCAUCUUGGUUUAAUUGGAUUGAGAAUUCCUUUUGUUUCCAGGAAUGUAUUGAUCACCAAUGAAAGAAGAGUAGAUUUUUGUCCUCAGAGGCAUUCAUCAGAUGUUACAAUCACACCAGGACAAAAGCACUAAGUAAGACUUUUUUUAAGGCAACAGACUUGCAGUUGUCCUCAGCCAAGGAAAAAUGAUACUGAAACUUUAAAUUUUAAAGUAUCUUGCACUGAUAAAUAUAUUUAAAAAAUAUAUGUUUAUAAAGUUAUUAAUUUGUAAAGGCAGUGUUACAAAAUGUUCAGUUUAUAUUGUUUUAGAUUGUUUCAUAAUUUUAAAGGUGAAAAAUAACAUAUUUUUUUCUUUAUUGAAAUCUAUAAAACUUUCUGUAGUAAAAUGUUUUCAUUUUACUGGUAUAUUAUUGCUUCAUGUUUUGUACCAUCAUAAAAUUUUGUGCAAAUUUUUUUACAGAAAUUUUUAUUUUCUAUGACAAUAUGACACUUGUAAAUUGUUGUUUCAAAAUGAACAGCGAAGCCUUAACUUUAAAUGACAUUUGUAUUCUCAGACACUGAGUAGCAUAAAAACCACAUAGAACUGAAUUGUAACUUAAAUUCCAAACUAUGACUACUACAUUCCAAAGAAACAGUUGAAUUAAACAUUUUCAUAAAAUAUUCCAAACCUGAUGGUUUUUUAUUACAUUAACUUUGUUAUUGUCAAAGAAAUUGGUAUUACUCCAGGACUGAAAUUUCUCAAGGUUUUGAAGUUCUCUUUAAAAAAUAGAGAGGGCCUCCCUGGUGGCACAGGGGUUAAGUCUCAGU